Pundamilia nyererei is the source of this 2711-nucleotide messenger RNA. It is a transcript of the gene dcaf12, whose product is annotated as DDB1 and CUL4 associated factor 12. The record is from RefSeq and is a predicted model, not a curated record. Gene Ontology annotation, molecular function: protein binding. Lineage: Eukaryota; Metazoa; Chordata; Actinopteri; Cichliformes; Cichlidae. Bases 372 to 1823 code for a protein of 483 amino acids. The transcript has 9 exons. Gene Ontology annotation, cellular component: Cul4-RING E3 ubiquitin ligase complex.
GCACGUUUGACGUUCUCGUACGACCUUGUUUUUGUUGAUGUUUAAUUUCAGUGCGGCUGCGCGCUGCCUUCGCCGUUGCCGCUGACGCGACCUGACAAGGAAAAAGAGCAAGCUACUAGCUCGGCAGUGAAUAGUUUACACGCACUGAGUGUAGAGAUUUUUGAGAGGCGAGUAAGUACGCUAUCUGAGGACGUUCGGGGAUAAUUUUAGUUUGCGAUUUAACGAACCUCACCCGUAUGUGAUCGCCUUUCCUCUUCGCUGGACGCUGCCUUUGAGGGCCAAGGAACAAAAUAGACAUCGCCAUUAUAUGAUCCAGUGUCCAGCGUCACUUUUACCCUCCAUGUGGGUGAGGGAACUGUGUGUGUCAGAUUAUGGCGAAGAAAACAGUUAGCAGGAAAAGGAAGGCAGGAGAGCCCAAGGACCAACAACAGCUGGGUUGGUGUCAGGCGCCACACAAGCGAAGCCGUGUUUCUUGUUCUUCACGUCAUGCCCAGCAGUGGUGGUGCAGUCGACGCUCUGUGGUAUGUGCUCUGCGGGGGCGGGAGUUCAGACCUCAACAACAGCAUGAGUUGAGGCUCCAGAGGAGCCUGCGUGGCUUUGCAGCCGGCAGGCUCCCCGGCAUUCUUAAGGAGAGGGAGUUUUCUCUCGGGCGGCUCAACAAAGUGUUUGCCUCACAGUGGCUCAAUCAUCGGCAGGUGGUGUGUGGGACAAAAUGCAACACGCUUUUUGUAGUUGAUGUACUGACAGGACAGAUCACACGCAUUCCCAUGCUGAAAGACAGGGAGUGUCGUGAUGGAGGCUCUGGGGAGGUGGGUCCAGUGGUGCCUGGUCGCAAUUAUCACUUAACAGAAAUCUCCCAUACCCGGUUGGACCAGCAAGGCUGUGGGAUCCACGCUAUUGAACUCAACCCCUCGAGGACACUGCUUGCCACAGGAGGAGACAAUCCUAACAGCCUGGCCAUCUAUCAACUCCCUACACUAGACCCUGUUUGUGUUGGCGAUGAUGGUCACAAUGACUGGAUAUUCUCAAUAGCAUGGAUCAGUGACAACAUGGCAGUUUCUGGGUCCAGAGAUGGCUCCAUGGGACUGUGGGAGGUUACAGAAGAAGUAAUGAGCCAGGCUGAGAGGAGUCAAAAUGAGGAGACAGUGCCCUCCUAUGCCCACAUCUCCCACCGUGCCCUCAAGGACAUCCCCAAGGAGUACACCAACCCAUACAACUGUAAAGUCCGUGCUCUGGCCUUCAAUAACAACCAUAAAGAACUGGGUGCUGUUUCCUUGGAUGGCUAUUUCCACCUCUGGAAAGCUGAGCAUAACUUGUGCAAGAUACUGUCCACCAAGCUGCCUCAUUGCAAAGAAAAUGUGUGCCUGGCAUAUGGACAGGACUGGUCAGUGUAUGCUGUAGGCUCUCAAGCCCAUGUUUCUUUUCUGGAUCCACGGCAACCUACACACAGCAUCAAGUCAGUUAGUUCAAGAGAGAGAGGAAGUGGCAUCCGUUCAGUGAGUUUCUAUGAGCACAUCGUGACUGUGGGUACUGGCCAAGGUUCUCUUCUUUUCUAUGACAUCCGGGCUCAGAGAUUCCUGGAGAACCCUUUUAAUCCAAACGGAGGGUAUCGGAAGUGCCCUGGAGAUGGCAUCCUCAAGCUCACUACGGGAAAAGGCUGGCUGAAUCACGAUGAGACGUGGAGGAGUUACUUCUCAGACAUUCAUUCCUUCCCCAAUGCAGUGUACACCCACUGCUAUGACGACUCUGGCACCAAGCUGUUUGUAGCAGGUGGACCGCUCUGUUCUGGCCUGCACGGCAACUACGCAGGAUUGUGGAGCUAGCCUCUUCUUCUCCCCCAUCACUUUGUCACUACAUCUUCGUCCAGAUCUUUACUCAUCCAGUCCCUCCAUCCCUCUUCAACUUCCAACCUUCUCUGUUUUCGGUGUACCUUUUGUCACCCUGUUUUGCUCACACUUGGACUCAGGAGCAUGAUAUUUUCUUCAUUUUAUCACGGCUUUCAGUAUUAUUGUUGUGUAUAUUUGUCCACCAUUCCACCGUUCUUUCUCCUUAAACAAUUCCUUUGCACUUCAGCUACUUUUUUUGUUUGUUUGUUAUUUGUUAUUCUUUUGGGGUUUUUUUUAAUAUAAAUAUAUAUAUAAAAAUGUACAGACUAUUACUAAUUUUCAAUUGCUGCAAGGUCUGCCACUGAGGACGUCAGAAGAGUUCUGGAAAACAUUAAGAAUAAAGUUCUCAUUGUCUAAAGGAUUUACAUUCAACCUGCAGGGAUUAGGCUGUGGUUUCUGCUGGUUUGUUUUUGUACAUACAGAUGGCAUUUUACCACUUUCUCUGUGAAAAAUGACCAUGUCUUUAAACAGACAGCAAUAAGGUUGAGAGAGGGUGAAGGGUUGGAGAGACUAUUAAUAUAAAUGGACUGAACCUAGAGAACUGUUUGAUGUUGGAAAAGCCCACAACAAUCACAAAGAACUUCUCCAGUCAGAAGUAUAAAAGAAGGAUCCAAUCAAAGUGGGAUUGUGUGUUCAUCUUAUCCUCACUGAGAUGAUGUAAAGGAGAUAUGUUCAAGCUUGCUGAAUGCAGUGUUGUUCUGUUAGGAGGGGGAGGGGAGGGGGGGGAGAAAGGGCAUAUUAAAUUUUUUUGGACUGUGUGAUUAGACCAGCACAUCCCUGCUGAUAUUCUGAUUUGCUUUGUAUUUAUUUUUCCCUUUUUUUUUU